AUGGAACCAAACUAUACUCAGGAAGAGUUGCUGGAACACAUUCGGCAACACACUAACACGCAAAACGAACUCGUCAGGGAAAUGAAUAGCCUGAAAGCGAGGUCAAGCGAGUCUAUUAUAAAUUUUAGAACGCCGGACAGCAUCCGCUAUCUACCCACUUACGAAGGUAAAAAACACGAAACCCGCGCGUGGAUCGAGGACGUAGAGAGUGAGCUCCAACUCUUUGACGAGUAUAAGAAUAGUGCAAUUUACGACCAAAUAGUUAGGGCAGUGAAAAGCAAAAUAACCGGGGAAGCUAGAGAAGCAAUAAUUGCCGCCGGGAAUGUUAGCACGUGGCCCGAGAUAAAGGAAGUAUUGCAAAACUUCUUUGACGAUAAAAGGGAUUUAGCUUCCCAUUUGCAAACCCUUUUCUACGAAAAGCAGGGAAAUAAGACCUUGCUAGAAUAUUAUGAUAACUUAAAAAGUGUUUCAUCUAAAAUAAGGGCAAUCACCACAGUGACCGAAGAAUAUAAAAAAUCUAUUGAAGGGGUCCAUCAUUUGAUUGGAGUUAUCACACUCACACGCUUCAUCGAUGGCCUUGAGGGAUCGUUAUCCUCGUACGUUAGGUGUAGCAAACCGAAAAAUAUAGACGAAGCGUAUUCAAUAUCCGCAGAAUAUACUAACGCUGCAUACCGAAAAAAGUUAGAACGCAUACCGAUACAGGAUCGAAAACAAAAGCCGGAUACAUACGAGCUACCGUCAACGUCGUACGGAUCGCGUAAGAUAGGACAAAGUCCAAAGCCUUUAUCUGGAAAGUACGAGCCCCUACAGAUUACGGCUAGUGAUGCCUCAAUGAGAACCGUGAAUUCUAAAAUGCAGAUAAAUAAUAACGAUGUAGAACAAUUUGCAAACACAAACGAUACUGAACUGGAUGAGCUAAAUUUUCGCAUGGAUCAGAAAAAAAAGGAAGAACUUUGA
This is a messenger RNA of Anopheles coustani, 957 nucleotides long. RefSeq lists its product as uncharacterized. Lineage: Eukaryota; Metazoa; Arthropoda; Insecta; Diptera; Culicidae. The record is from RefSeq and is a predicted model, not a curated record. The coding region runs from base 1 to 957 and encodes 318 amino acids. The transcript has a single exon.